This is a messenger RNA of Panicum virgatum (switchgrass), 1495 nucleotides long. RefSeq lists its product as uncharacterized. The coding region runs from base 404 to 1195 and encodes 263 amino acids. NCBI's taxonomy places the organism in Eukaryota, Viridiplantae, Streptophyta, Magnoliopsida, Poales, Poaceae. Gene Ontology annotation, biological process: developmental process involved in reproduction. The transcript has 9 exons. The record is from RefSeq and is a predicted model, not a curated record.
ACUUAAUUCCUGCACUCUCUUGCCACACAAAUGUCAGUCUGACCAUAGCCCGCCCUACUUGCUCUCACCUCUCCCGUUCUCCUCCUCCCGAUCUCACCCACCCCUCAAACCCCAGGCGGCGCGCACCAGGCGACCCGGCGGAGCCCCUCCGCUCCCAGGUCGGGUCUGCGCCGGCCUGGUGCGGAUCCGCCCGAUCUGCCUCCUCCUCCUCCGCCCGGUGCAGUUGGCGCGCCGAGCCGUGUCAAGAAGCUCCGGCCGUGUACUACUCCGACCAUCACCGAGCUGUUCCUCCCUCCCCGACCCGCGCCAAGAACACCCGGUGCAGAUCCUCGUUCUGCAUCAUCGUGAGAUCCCAAGUAUGCAUGGUUAGUAUUUACCCACUCUGCCCUUACCCCAGGCACGGAUGGAGCGGAAGUUCUACGAGAAGUAUACCUCACUCAAGAAGCGGAAGCUGCUGGACGAGGGGUUGGAGCGGAAGCGGGAGGAGGAGCCCGAGGAGCUUUACAAUGCCAUGAAGGAUUGGGUCCGCGGCCUCGAAAAGGAUAUAGAGGAGCUCAGUGAGAAGCUUGCGGACAAGGAGGAUGAGAUUGAGAAGGCCCGUCAGGAUUUCCUUGCAGAUAUUCGGGCAAGGGACAGUGAAAUUCUGAGGCUUAAGCAGCUCUUGGAUGAGAAGACCGAAAAAAACAAUUCUACUGCUACUAGGUCUGUGGACCAAACACCUGAAGUUAUCCAUGAAAAUCCAACUCCAAUGUCGCCUAGAAGGAAGACACCACAGUCAAACAUCAAGGCAAAGAGGGUACAGUUGAGUGAAAGUACUGUCGUUCCUCACAGUAGCCUUCAGGAGGAAUCUCAAGAGCUACAAUGCUCUAGAAGAUAUACAUGCAUCUCAGGGAACGAGGCCAACGAAUGUCCCAGCAUUCAUAUGUUUCGCUUGCUUCUUCAAUCUUUAGUUCGCAUGAAGGUCACAGUAGAUGAUGGAACAGAAAGAUUUUCGGUUUCAGUCUCCCAUGAAGCUACUGGUUAUAGUUUCACCCUCACUUGGUUAGAGAAUCCUGGUGAAUGGUCAUAUAAGCUGUCUUCAUCGGGUACCCUGGAAAGGAUAGCCGUCAAUUGGAUGAAGCAAGACAUAAGAUUCAGCAUGAACAUGUGCCGUCUGUUCUUCGAGCGGAUAUCAAACAUCAUCACUAAAGGGUGACAGCGUGCUCUUCAUUAGAGCUAUAGCUACCUCAGCUUGCCUCUGGAUGUGUAAAACGAAGCUGCUGAACUUGAAGCUGCAAACCUCUGGAUGUGUAAAAAUGACCACUGGAUGUAAAAAAAAAUGACGUGCUAUCUUGUUGCAGAAGUGUUUUGCUGUCUGUCUUUAAUCGAGCUUACAAAUGAUUCAUAGGUGACAGUUGUUGCCGUGGCAUAUCCCUUCAUUAUGUGAGCGGCAGUUCAUGGUUCAAGAUGUUAAUAAUGCACAGGCUUGGCAGGAAACAUCAUUUUGGGAUCUCCA